CUUCCCUUCCUGGCCACCCCCCCAACCUGUGCCAUGGGAGCCUGAGCUGCAGCAAUGGCACAGGAAAACUCCUCCCGGGUGACUGAAUUCAUCCUCCUGGGGCUCUCCGACACCCGAGAGCUGACACUCCUUUUCUUCACCCUCUUCCUCCUGGCCUACGCCAUGGUCCUGCUGGGCAACCUCCUCAUCAUCGUGGCAGUCAGGACUGACCCCAAGCUCUCCUCGCCCAUGUACUUCCUUCUCUGCAAUCUGUCCUUCAUCGAUAUCUGCUACACCUCUGUCACCACCCCCAGGGUGCUGGUGGCCCAGCUCUCAGGGAACAAGGCCAUUGCCUUUGAGGGCUGCAUGGCCCAGCUGUUUUUCCUGCACUUUGUGGGUUCCUCGGAGAUGUUCCUCCUGACGGUGAUGGCGUUCGACCGCUACAUGGCCAUCUGCAGGCCCCUGCACUACACGGCCAUCAUGGCCCGCGGGGCCUGCUGGGCCCUGGUGGCUGCCUGCUGGGCUGGAGGCUUUAUCCACUCCACUGUCCAGACUGUGCUGAUGCUCCAGCUGCCCUUCUGCGGCCCCAACACCAUCCACAGCUACUUCUGUGACGUGCCGCCCGUCAUCCGCUUGGCCUGCGCCGACACCACUCUCACCGAGUGGCUCAUGGCCUCCAACAGCGGCCUCAUAUCCCUGGGCUGCUUCCUGGUGCUGGUGGCCUCCUACACGCUCAUCCUGGCCAAGGUCCGGGCCCGCGUCUCCCAGGGGAACUGGAAGGCACUGUCCACGUGUGCCUCACACAUGAUGGCCGUCACCCUGCUCUUCAUGCCCUGCAUCUUCACCUACUUGCGGCCCGCUGGGACUUUGCCCACCAGCAAGUACGUCUGUGUCAUCUACACGAUCUUCUCACCCAUGAUGAACCCGCUCAUCUACACCCUGAGGAGCAGCGAGGUGAAGGAAUCCAUGUGGAGACUCUGGAAGCACUGCAGAACCUCCUGA
Molecule: messenger RNA, 981 nt
Organism: Lonchura striata (white-rumped munia)
Lineage: Eukaryota; Metazoa; Chordata; Aves; Passeriformes; Estrildidae
Product: olfactory receptor 4Q2
Biological process (GO): G protein-coupled receptor signaling pathway
Cellular component (GO): membrane
Molecular function (GO): G protein-coupled receptor activity; olfactory receptor activity
Source: RefSeq, a predicted model, not a curated record